AUGGUACCAAGAUCAAGAGAAACUACUCCUACAAAAGAGGAUUUGGAUUUUAUAGUUGAUGAUGGUUAUAGACAUGAUGAGGGUCCAGAUUAUAUUCCAGAUGAAAAAUAUCUUGUUAGUGGAAAAGAGUUUAAAAAACUAACCAGAAAUGCUAAAAAACUCGGUUCUGAAUCACUUGAUUAUUCAACACGAAAAAAUAACAAAUACAUGGUUACUCUUACAAGUGGAAAAAAAGUUCAUUUUGGAUCGACAAAAUAUGCGGAUUAUCUUACUCACAAAGACAAAGAUAGAAGAGAUAAAUAUCUUGCUCGAGCUACAAAGAUUAAGAAUAAACAAGGAGAAUUAACUCAUAAUAAUCCAGAAUCAGCUAACUAUUGGUCAACAAAACUUCUUUGGUAGUAAAUCGGUUUAAGAAUUAAACGAUUUUUUAAAAAUGAACCGCAAAAAAGUUUUAAAUGGAGAAAAGAAGUUCUAUAUUCAUCCUAUCUUUAGUAAAUAUGCCGCUUCAAAAGAAGGUGAAAUUUUAAAUGUAAAAACUGGAAGAAUUUAAAAAAAAAAAUUUGACUUAUCAGGGUUACUAUCAGUUUAAAAUUAGCGAUAAAAAUCUAAUCAAACCAAAAACUUACUAUAUACAUAGGUUUGAAUGGGAAUGUAUUAAAGGAGUAAUACCAGAAGGAUUUGUUAUUGAUCAUAUAGAUUCUGUUAAAACAAAUAAUAAAAUAGAAAAUUUACAACUACUAACUUUAGCAGAAAAUGUGAGAAAAGGAAAUAGUAACCCUAUAUUAUCAUUUAAUAUUAAAAAUAACAAACAAAAAAAUUAUGAAAGUAUUACUUCUGCUUCACUCGAAUUAGAUAUUUCCUUUUCAAUUAUUUCUAAUAUUUGUAGAAAAGUAAAUUAUUAUAAAACAGUGAUUUCCAAAAAAGACGGGGAUAGAUACAAAUUUGAAUAUUUAGAAAAAAAUGUUUAAAGAUUAAAUAAUCAUAAUCAAAAAUGCAGUUGUCCAGCUACGAAAAUCUUACCCACGACAAUAUUAUAUUUAAAGAACCCAAAGAAUUUAAAGUCAAAGAUAGUAAAAUUAAAUACAAGCGUAUCCCAAUUGAAAUCAAAUAUUCGAAUGGAAAGAAAGGACCGCUUGUAAUCGAAACCCCAUUUCUUUUUAGCUUUGGUGUUAGUGAAAAGAAAAAUCAAGAAACAAAAAAGUUAGUAGGUUAUAGUAUUCCAGUAUGUCUUUGGGCUAAAGAUAGCGAACCAAAUAACAAAGAAAAAGAAUUUUGGGAUGUUAUUAAUAAAGUAACAACUCUAUCUCAACAACAUUUAGAGAAUGAAUAUGGCCCAGAUUUAGCUUCGACUCUUACUUCGCCAUUAUAUCACAAACAGGAAGAAUACACUGAUAAAAAAGGAAAGAAGAAAACAAGAAUUGAUCCCUCAUCUGCACCAGUUUUUUAUGCGAAACUUAUUUACUCAGAAAAAUCAAAGAAAAUUUUAUCGUUGUUUAAGGGAAAGGGAGGUAAAGAUUUAAAUCCUUUUAAUUAUAUUGAUCAGUACUGUAAUGUUAAAUUGGCUUUGAUAAUUGAAGGAAUCUUCAUAAGUAAAACUGUGACAUCUUUACAAAUAAAAGUUCAUGAGUGCUAUGUCAAACCACUUAAACCUAGAGAGUCUUUACUAACAAUUGAAGAGGAAGAUGAAGAGCAAAGCGAUAUCGAAGAAAUAACUGAUCAAGUAGUCGAAGACUUAGUUAUCUCUGAAGAAAACGAGUAA
This is a messenger RNA of Porites lobata, 1759 nucleotides long. The record is from the annotation of a GenBank genome assembly. Lineage: Eukaryota; Metazoa; Cnidaria; Anthozoa; Scleractinia; Poritidae.